UGUAUCAUUGUACCUGAAUAUACUAAAAUGCUAGUUAGAAUACCUCUACACGACAGAAGAUUCAUCUGUUUUUCAUAUCUCAAACUACUUCAUGGAGUCGCUUGAGGAUCUUACCAGACAUGUUCGAUCGAUUAGUGCAGUUUUGCAACGUAUUUGAAGAAUUUUCCACCUAUCUCCUCCAGUUUGGCAGACGAAUCCGCGACGCCCCGGAGACGAGCAUCACAAGCCAUAUGCGCCUGCAUACAGACAAGAGUUCAGUCUUUGGUUAUGAGAUAUGUUACAACAUUAAGCAUUUCGAGUUGCACGGCCGAGAGCUUAAAGACCCUUGGUCAUGUCGGCAUGCUGCGUUUUACCAAUGCUAUUCGUCAGCUGAGCAUUCAUCAACCUGGAUUAUCAUUCAAGGGCCAUCGAAAAUCCAGUCCUUUAUUGAACAAUCUGUUUCAGCUCAGGCUUCAGUAUUACCCACCCAUCAUGAGCAUCCGCUCUAUCAGCAUGUCCAGUUUAUUAGAUUGCUUGAGCGAAAUUGGACAAGCUAUUUGAUUACCUUGGAGGAGCAGCGUCGUAAGACUAGCGACAAAAUUCUAUUCCUCAGCUCCUGUAAAAUCUCGGUCGAGCUCGAUUGCAAUAAUCGAAGGGAUAAUAAGCGUGAUCAACACAGUUGAUAACCUAUGCAACCUACUACAGAAUCAUAAAAAUCAAGGAUCCCAAUUUCCCUUAUCUCCAGACUUGUCAGAUCUG
Mytilinidion resinicola is the source of this 738-nucleotide messenger RNA. RefSeq lists its product as uncharacterized. Lineage: Eukaryota; Fungi; Ascomycota; Dothideomycetes; Mytilinidiales; Mytilinidiaceae. The record is from RefSeq and is a predicted model, not a curated record. The transcript has 5 exons. Bases 120 to 662 code for a protein of 180 amino acids.